AGUUUCUUUUUUUCUUUUCAACUUUCAACUUGAAACCAGGUUCAUCAUAUAGUUCAUCACCGCAGUUCAUCCUCCAAUCCCCCCCUCAAAAUGUCCGACGCCCAAGCCGCCCAAGUUACAGAGAAUGGCGUGCCUCCGGCUGCGCAAGAGUAUGUCAUCGAAGAAGCUCCCCCAUUCAAAGUCUUCGCUGGCAAUCUUGCGUACUCUACAACGGAUGAAGGGCUCAAGACUUUCUUUGCCCCCGUACAGAGCGACAUCAUCACAGCCCAGGUAAUCCUGCGAGGUCCCAGAUCCGCAGGUUAUGGCUUUGUCGCAAUGUCCUCCGCAGAGGCUGCCCAAAGAGCUGUUGACCUCCUCAAUUCACAGGAGCUCGACGGCCGCAAAGUAAUCGUCGAGAUUGCUAAGCCAGCAGACCAAAAGGACAAAGAAAAGAAGGAGAAAAAGGCCAAGAGGAGACCCAACAGGCGCGGUGCCAAGGCCGUACCUGGUGAGGUCACCGACGCUGAGGCAAACGGCGAAGUCAAGGCGGAGGAUGCCGCUGCCCCUACUGCUGCUCCGGGCACUGACGAAGCAGCUAAGCCCAAGAGAAAAAAGAAAAAGAACAACCGCAAGUCCAGCCGUAGGUCUGCUCCUCUGGAAGGUGACAACCUACACGAGGAGGCUGGUUUCGAAGCUCCUGCCACAGAGGAUGCCUCUGAAGAAGCCGCACCUGCCCCCAGGAGACCUCGCGUCAGGAAGCCCAGGGUCCCUCGCCCAACCCGCGCUGUCGGUGAAGACCCCGUCGGCGAGCCCUCAAAGACCACCCUGUUUGUCGCAAACCUCGGCUUCAGCGUAGACGAUGAGACCCUCUCUGCGCUCUUUACCGAAUCUGGCGUCAAUGUCGUUUCCGCCCGCGUUGUUCGCCGCAGGUGGGGAACGCCUAGGAGGAGCAAGGGUUACGGCUUUGUCGAUGUUGGCAGUGAGGAGGAACAGCUCAAGGCAAUCGAGGUUGUUCAGGGCAAGGAAGUCGGCGGCCGUCCUCUCGCUGUCAAAAUCGCUGUCAACUCUGCCCGUCAAGAAGUGGCCGACGAAGCCGAGUACACUGCCUGAUCGCAUCAUCCGCUUAAUACAUGAUCCCGGUCCCAUAUCCCCUUGACUUUCUUAACUUAACGCACCGGUGCAAGUUCAUCGUGACUUAGUAUUGUUCAUCUCGCGCCAUGAUUUUUUUAGCGUUUGUUUCCCAGUCAAGUCAUGCUUUCAUUCUGGCGGUUUGGUGUCCUUUUUUCUUUCAUCGAACUUUGUAGAGUCGCUUUGGGGUCAAUAUUUGCGAUGUCUACUUAGUAGGACUACGAAAGUUUUUCCAUGGCUAUUGAUGGUGAUAAACCCCCUGCUCAAAA
Molecule: messenger RNA, 1376 nt
Organism: Suillus clintonianus
Lineage: Eukaryota; Fungi; Basidiomycota; Agaricomycetes; Boletales; Suillaceae
Exons: 4
Coding region: 91-1089 (332 amino acids)
Cellular component (GO): cytosol
Molecular function (GO): mRNA binding
Source: RefSeq, a predicted model, not a curated record